Messenger RNA from Orbilia oligospora ATCC 24927, 411 nucleotides. RefSeq lists its product as uncharacterized. NCBI's taxonomy places the organism in Eukaryota, Fungi, Ascomycota, Orbiliomycetes, Orbiliales, Orbiliaceae. The transcript has a single exon. The coding region runs from base 1 to 411 and encodes 136 amino acids. The record is from RefSeq and is a predicted model, not a curated record.
AUGAAGAGCCUCACGAAAUCACCCGCUACCACCAAUGCAAUGACGGUUUCCGAAACUACUUUUAGUCUUGGUCCCGAAAACGGUUCUAAAAUUCAUAAAAGAAUAACCCAUGAAACUACUCCCGGCCUUGGUCACAGCACUAACUCCGAAUCUAGCACCACAAAUCGCAUAAGUACAGAUAUACUAAGUAUAUCACCUACGGAUAUUCAAUUUAAUAUACGCCCUGUUGGCUCUGAAAUUUCAGUUUCUAGUGUUGACAGUGAUCAGUUGAGGGAGCUACAGGAUGAAAACAAGAAAUUAUGGAAGGAGGUAGAGCGACUACGUAAAGAGCUUGAAGACUCACUAUUUGAAGCGAGUCUUUGGAAACGCACAUCUUUGGAACUUCAUAACUCACAUCGAGGAAUUGCUUAG